Molecule: messenger RNA, 1910 nt
Organism: Cucumis melo (muskmelon)
Lineage: Eukaryota; Viridiplantae; Streptophyta; Magnoliopsida; Cucurbitales; Cucurbitaceae
Product: trimethyltridecatetraene synthase-like
Exons: 1
Coding region: 154-1710 (518 amino acids)
Molecular function (GO): heme binding; iron ion binding; oxidoreductase activity, acting on paired donors, with incorporation or reduction of molecular oxygen
Source: RefSeq, a predicted model, not a curated record
GAAAAGUUAUUUUUGAACUAUAAAUAGAUUUACUUCAAAACAAAAAGUGGGACACAAAUAUAGAUGUGGGUAAUGGGAAGUUGUCUAUAAAUAAUUUUGCAUUGCCAUCUUACUCAUUACUCAUUAUCUUUCUCAUCUUCGGCAUUAAUUGCAAUGUAUAUUUGGGCCUUACCAUUUCCCAUAGUAAUGGAACCUGAUCUGUGGGUUUCUUAUACAACAGCGUAUAUCGCCAUCGCCACUCUCGCCUUACUCCUCCUAUCCCGGUGGUUUCUUCUUCGUCCAAAGCUCAAUUUGCCUCCUGGCCCAAAACCAUGGCCGCUCAUUGGAAAUCUCAACUUAAUGGGUCCUUUACCACACCAAUCAAUUCACCAACUCUCCAAAAAAUACGGCCCCAUCACGCAUCUCCGUUUCGGCUCCUUCCCUGUUGUUGUUGGAUCCUCCGUUGAAAUGGCUAAACUUUUCUUUAAAACCCAUGAUUCCCUUUUCCUUUCCCGCCCCAGAAUCACUGCCGGAAAGCAUCUCUCUUACAAUUACUCAGGGAUCCUCUGGUCUCCAUAUGGACCUUACUGGCUUCAAGCUCGAAAAAUUUGCUCAACAGAGCUUUUCAGUGCAAAGCGUCUCGAUUCCUUUGAGUACAUGCGAAAGGAAGAAGUCAACUCUAUGAUUAAAGCAAUUCACAACUCUAUCGGAAAACCAAUCCAACUCAAAAAUCAUUUAUCCACAAUGAGUUUGAAUGUCAUAUGCCGAAUGGUAUUGGGAAAGAAGUAUGAAGAAAACACGUCUGUUCCGCCAAAUGAACUCAAGAAAAUGCUAGACGAGUUUUUCUUGCUGAGUGGUGUUCUUAACAUUGGGGAUUACAUACCCUUAAUUAGUUUCUUAGAUUUGCAAGGGUAUGUGAAGAGGAUGAAGGCAUUGAGCAAGAAGUUUGACAGGUUACUUGAAAAUGUGUUAGACGAACAUAAUGAAAGGAGGAAGGGAGUCGAGGGUUAUGUAGCUAAAGACGUGGUGGACGUUUUAUUGCAAUUGGCUGAUAAUUCAAAUCUUGAAGUCAAACUUGAAAGAAAUGGGGUGAAGGCAAUUGUUCAAGAUAUUAUAAUAGGUGGAACUCAAAGUUCUGCAAUAACGGUAGAGUGGGCAAUGUCAGAGCUUUUGAAAAAGCCAGAGAUUUUCGAUAAAGCAAGUGAGGAGCUGGAUAGAGUGAUAGGGAGGGAAAGAUGGGUGGAAGAAAAAGAUAUUGUUAAUUUGCCAUAUAUUGAUGCAAUUGUGAAAGAGACGAUGAGGCUGCAUCCUGCAGCGCCAAUGCUAGUGCCAAGAAUGGCUAGAGAGGAUUGUCAAAUUGAAGGGUACCACAUAGAAAAAGGAACGAGAGUGGUAGUGAAUGUGUGGACCAUUGGGAGGGACCCAACAGUUUGGAAAAAUCCAGAGCUGUUUGAUCCAGAAAGGUUUAUUGGGAAGGAUGUGAAUGUGAAAGGACAAAACUUUGAGAUUUUGCCAUUUGGGUCGGGAAGGAGGAUGUGUCCUGGUUAUAAUCUUGGUUUAAAGAUUAUUCAAACAAAUUUGGCUAAUUUGUUGCAUGGGUUUUGUUGGAAAUUGGUUGAGGAUAUGAAGGAGAAGGAUUUGAACAUGGAGGAAUUGGCUGGUAUCUCAACUCUCAAGAAAUUUCCACUUCAUGCUGUGGCAAAGCCUCGACUUCCUUCUCAUCUUUACUGAUAAAAACUAUGUUAUUAAUGUUGUAGUUUUAAGUAUAGAUACUCAUAAAUAUACUUUUACGAAAUAUUUAAUAGUUUAAAAUGUAAUUAAGUUAUCUAAAUCCUAGAUGCAUUGGAUAGAUGGGGAGCAUUGGAAAUGUGUAGUGUAACAUUGUAGAAAUGGUAAAAAGUGAUUUUAUAGACUAGUUUGUUUGUGUAAAA